GGGAAGCUGUACGCCAUGAAGGUUCUGAAGAAGGCCACCAUUGUGCAAAAGGCAAAGACAGCUGAACACACGCGAACGGAGCGGCAAGUCCUGGAGCACAUCCGCCAGUCGCCGUUCCUUGUCACACUUCACUAUGCCUUCCAGACAGAUACCAAGCUGCACCUCAUUCUCGAUUAUGUGAAUGGUGGGGAGCUGUUCACACACUUGGUACAGAGGGUGCGGUUCAAGGAGCAGGAAGUAGCCCUGUACAGUGGAGAAAUUGUGUUGGCACUAGAGCAUCUACAUAAGCUUGGAAUUGUCUAUCGUGACUUGAAGCUUGAGAAUAUUCUACUAGACUCAAAUGGCCAUGUAGUACUUACAGAUUUUGGCCUCAGUAAAGAGUUUGAUCAGGUGGAGAGGGCAUUCUCUGUGUGUGGCACUAUUGAAUACAUGGCUCCAGAAAUAGUGGAGGGUGGAGAGUCUGGACAUGACAAGGCAGUGGACUGGUGGAGCCUUGGUGUGCUGAUGUAUGAGCUUUUGACUGGCGGAUCGCCCUUCACUGUUGAUGGAGAUGAGAACUCCCACACAGAAAUUGCCAAGAGGAUUUCAAAGAAGGAUCCACCAUUCCCAAAAGACAUGGGUCCACUGGCCAAAGACCUCAUCCAGCGACUCCUCAUUAAAGAUCCAAAGAAGAGAUUAGGAUCAGGUCCUAAUGGAGCGGAAAAUGUGAAGAAACAUCCAUUUUACCAGAAGAUUAACUGGGAGGACUUGGCAGCAAAGAAAGUCCCCGCCCCAUUCAAGCCGGUGAUCCGGGACGAGCUGGACGUCAGCAACUUUGCAGAGGAGUUCACAGAGAUGGACCCCACCUACUCCCCUGCAGCUCUGCCUCAGAACUGCGACCGCAUCUUCCAGGGCUAUUCCUUUAUGGCCCCCUCCAUCCUGUUUAAGAGGAAUGUGGUGAUGGAUGACCCCAUCCAGCUGUGUGGGGGCUCCGAGAGGCCAGGCUCUGCUGCAGUGGCCCGCAGUGCUAUGAUGAAGGACUCACCAUUCUAUAUGAGUUAUGAGAUGGACCUGAAGGACAGUGCUCUGGGAGAGGGUAGCUUCUCCAUCUGUAGGCAAUGCACACACAAGAAGACUGGACAGAAAUAUGCUGUCAAGAUUGUUAGCAAGAGGAUGGAGGCGCAGACACAAAAGGAAAUAGCAGCCCUGAAGCUCUGCGAUGGCCACCCUAACAUCGUCAAGUUACAUGAAAUCUACCAUGACCAGCUGCACACAUACCUGGUUCUGGAGCUGCUUGGUGGGGGGGAGCUUCUGGAGAGAAUUCGCAGGAAGCAGCACUUCAGUGAGACAGAGGCCAGCCGCAUCAUGCGCAAGCUGGUCUCCGCCGUCAGCCAUAUGCACGAUGUUGGGGUGGUGCACAGGGACCUUAAACCGGAGAAUCUGCUCUUCACAGACGAGAGUGAGAACUCGGAGAUAAAGAUCAUAGACUUUGGCUUUGCCCACCUCAAACCGCCGGACAAUCAGCUCCUGAAGACGCCCUGCUUCACCUUGCAGUAUGCCGCACCUGAGAUCCUCAAAUAUGAUGGCUACGAUGAGUCAUGUGACCUGUGGAGUCUGGGGGUCAUUUUGUACACCAUGUUGUCGGGCCAGGUGCCUUUCCAGUGCCAGGAGAAGAGCCUGACCCACACCACCGCUGAGGAGAUCAUGAAGAAGAUCAAACAGGGAGACUUCUCCUUUGAAGGGGAGGCCUGGAGGAACGUUUCCCAGCAGGCCAAGGACCUUAUACGAGAGCUCCUGACGGUCGACCCGAACAAGAGGAUUAAGAUGUGUGGUCUGCGGUACAAUGCCUGGCUCCAGGACGACAGUCAGCUGUCCUCCAAUCCCCUGAUGACUCCGGACAUCCUGGGCUCCUCCACUGCCUCCGUCCACACCUAUGUCAAAGCCACCUUCAAUGCAUUCAACAAGUGCAAGCGGGAGGGUUUCCGCCUGCAGACAGUUGACAAAGCACCACUAGCCAAGAGGAGGAAGAUGAAAAAGACCAGUACCAGUACAGAGACUCGCAGCAGCUCCAGUGAGAGUACCCACUCCUCGUCCUCCUCCUCCCAGUCUCAGGACACCAAGACGCCCCCAGAGAGCGACGCCAACCCCCAGCCCUCCAGCAGCACCCCCCACAACACCCCUGUCAGCACGCCCCUGACCCUGGGCAUGGACUCUGAGCACGCCCACCAGCCAGCGCCUCCAGCCUUCCACUUCUCAGAGGGACAGUGAGAGGGAGAGAGAAAGAGAGGAUCAGACAGAGAGACGGUUUCACGAACUUAAGGAUGGAUCAGACGAGUUAAGAGAUUCUGUCUUUUGCUUUCUCUCUUUCUCUCUCUUCCCCCGUUUCUCUCUUUUUGGCAGCUCUCUGCCUCUUGCUCAAACUCGAAUGCAUGGAC
Messenger RNA from Lampris incognitus (smalleye Pacific opah), 2414 nucleotides. RefSeq names its product ribosomal protein S6 kinase, polypeptide 5 (gene rps6ka5). Gene Ontology annotation, molecular function: protein serine/threonine kinase activity; magnesium ion binding; ATP binding. The transcript has 15 exons. The coding region runs from base 16 to 2247 and encodes 743 amino acids. Lineage: Eukaryota; Metazoa; Chordata; Actinopteri; Lampriformes; Lampridae. The record is from RefSeq and is a predicted model, not a curated record. Gene Ontology annotation, biological process: regulation of DNA-templated transcription; protein phosphorylation; intracellular signal transduction.